Messenger RNA from Enterobius vermicularis (human pinworm), 1284 nucleotides. The record is from the annotation of a GenBank genome assembly. NCBI's taxonomy places the organism in Eukaryota, Metazoa, Nematoda, Chromadorea, Rhabditida, Oxyuridae.
AGGGUAUUCACCUUAACCUUUAUCCCUAUAUCGAAACCUAAACAAAUGAUUUUGAAGUCAUACUUUCUUAGCAGCUUAUUACUGUUCAACGAUAUUGUACAAAAUUUUAUUGCUGCUACUGAUACGUUGGGAACAUCGUUGUUUCAAUGUCCAAAUGGAUAUUUUUUGUCCAAAUUUAAUACCGCAUUUGACGGCACAGAACGGUACUAUAAAUUCUCCUGUACCAAAUUUGCAGUCAUUAGUUCGAUUGACGAGGUAUGUACCAUGUCUGAUGCUGCUUCAACAAUAGAUGAAGAUAUCUAUAUGAGUUGCGGUAGUGAACAAUAUACAGCUGGAAUUGAAAUACUAGAAGAUCCUACAGAUGGUUCAACAACAUGGCAACUGUUAUGCUGUAACAGCGAUUCUAUUCAAUUACGGAACAGUGAUUGCAUUGAUACAAAAUUUAUCAAUGAUCUUCGACGUCCAUCUUCCUUUUCCAGUGGUUCACAGAUAAUUCGAAAAUGGCAAGCAAUGACAGAAAAUAACGAUCUACGUUGGUGGUUACAGUUAUGUCCUGUAGAUGUUACUGAAACGAAACGAACAGAUGAAAAAUCACAGCCGAUUCGUGCUCGACGACAUCUGCCUCGAGCUUGGAGUCGAGGUCGAUUUGCACCUCUGGAAUAUUUUCCUGCUUAUAUGGGUCAUUCCGAACCUCUUGUAAAUGAAGAGAAAUUUUUUAAUCAGAAACGAAUGAAACUGAUUGAAAAAACAAAUCAAAUACAGAACAGCUUUGAAGACGAUAUAGAUGAUAAACCAGCUUUUAUCACAGAACCACCAACAACAGUACGAAAGGAAUCUAAAGAGCCAAAUAAUCGAGAAGAUACAGCAUUGGAUUAUUAUGAUACUUAUGACGACAACUUUGAUCGGGCAAAACAUGAAGGAAAAGGAGGGUUCUUAAGUGGUGUCUCUGAUCUCUUACAAAAUCUUCAGGAUGGAAUAUCCUUAGCUCAAGCGGUAAUGCCUAAUAACAAUCCUCAAAAUUUUGCCACUAAGAGUACCACAGCUCCAUUACCAUCGUUGAUGUUGAGUCGAGAUGAUAAUGCACUAACAAUUGGUGUACAAGACGGUGGACCAAAUAAACGUUUUGAUUCAAUUAUCAAAUUACAAAAGAUCGGACCAAAUCCACCUCGGCCAACUGGAUCAGAGCAGACAACAACACCGGUCACAACAUUAAAGUUAGGCGAUCCUUCUGCUAUUCAACAGAUGUUACAAUUCUUUGGACUAUGUAAGGGUCAUGAAUUGUAA